CUCAGCUCCCGGUUAUGCGUUCAUAACCCCGGUUCUCAGUCCGGUUAUUUUGCGUCCCUUCUAAAGAGGGAGAGGGGUGAAGAGGAUCGGCGUAGCGGGGGAGACAGCCACCACGCACCAUGCGACAAGCAGACUGUUAAAGGGAGAGGAGCGCAAAGUCAUUGACGACGGGGACUACAAUGAAUGACAUCGGUGGAGAUGGAGGCGAUUCAUUUGCUUUCCAUGGCCUCCACAAUGGCGCCACCCUCAAGAAGAUAGGAGUGGCAGUGGGUGGCUGGCAGAUCAAAGCUGUGCGGGCAGAACUGACCGACGGGCGUGUGGGGACCUUUGGACGGUCAGACACUUUUCACAAAGAGUUUACGUUCAGCCCGCACGAGCGCAUCACCGAGCUGUCCCUGUGGGAUAACGGUGUCGGGACACGUCUGGGUGGCAUCAGGUUCGGGACGAGUUCUGGACGCCAGUUCUCAGCGAUCAUGACUGAAUGGCCGCUGGUCACCGAGUUCUCUAUCGAUGUGGGGUCUGGAGUCUGCCUGGGGUUGGAGGGGAGAUUUGGUCAUGACAUCGACAAAAUGGGAUUCCGCUUCAUAAAUGCCAUCCAGUCGUCUGUGCUAAGCGACAUGACCUAUCCCAGCCUGGCCGUGUACACACCCCAGGCAAACAAAGAAUGCAUAAAAACGGUGUCAUAUCACAAUGGCAGUACUGUGGCUCAAGAGCAUAAAUGUGCGUACAGCAGAUCUGUGACCAAGUCUACCACCUGGAGCACCACCACUAAGAUUGAGUCCACCGUCAGCAUGUCUGUUAAAGCAGACAUCCUGGGAAUGGUGGAGGUGUCUGGUGGGUUUUGCGUGACCAGGGGAGCGGAGCAGAACUCCUCAAUGACCGCCUCUGAGACCAUAACCGAAUCAGAUGAGUUCAAUGUGACGGUCCCGGCAGGAAAGACCGUGACAGUUGAGGUGUCAGUGGGACGAGCAGUCAUCGACCUCCCCUACUCGGCCAAAGUGAAGAUCACAUGCCUGAAUGGCUGCGAGCUGCACUUCCAAACCACCGGCCGCUACAAUGGUGUGGCUUACACUGCAGUGGUAGCAAAAGUCACUGAGUCCGAUUAUAUGGAGGUGUCAGGGUGUGUGUGUUUCCCUGUGUUUCCCUCCUGUGUUGAUUACUGUUCCCUCCCCUAAUGUGUCUCAGCUGUUCCUCGUUGUGUUUGUUAUUUAAGCCCUCGUCUUUCCUUUGUUCCUUGUGCUGUCAUUGUGGUUGUGUGUGGUUUAUCGUGGUUUGCUGUGGUUAGUGUUGGUGGUUAGUCUUGCGUGUUCCGUGUUCCUUGUUCCCUCCCGAGUUCCGAGUUGUCUCCCGAGUUUCCUGAUUCUUGUGCCUUAGCGCUUAGGCUUGAAUAAAGUGCAGUUUUCGAGAAACCGUCUGCGUUUGGGUCCUACCUGCCUGCCUGCACCCGCAGCUCCUUUUAACAGAAGGAUGUCGAAUAAGAUGCAUCAACAUCUUACUGUGCAGUUUUAAUAUUAAUUGCUUAACAUUGGUUUGAUUGCUAAUGUAGAGUGACCGUCACAGAUAAAUAAAUCAUCAUAAACCUGCUUGGGUUUCCA
Molecule: messenger RNA, 1595 nt
Organism: Gadus macrocephalus (Pacific cod)
Lineage: Eukaryota; Metazoa; Chordata; Actinopteri; Gadiformes; Gadidae
Product: aerolysin-like protein
Exons: 3
Coding region: 180-1175 (331 amino acids)
Cellular component (GO): extracellular region
Source: RefSeq, a predicted model, not a curated record